GACCACCUCCUUCCGUUGAAGCACGGGUUCCUCUCCUUUAGCUAAAAAUCUGUGUCAAUCGCCCUCUUCCUUCUUUAAUUGACUACAUUGACGUUCUUCAAUUGCUGGGUUACCUGCAAAAGAACGCCUAGCUUGGCCCAAGUGACUCUUUCAUUCAAUACUACAUGAAACGGAAUUGUAGCAGCCAAGCACUUCACUAUGCUUAAAAACCCUAAUUUUACAAUGAUAAGAAGAAGACUCCUUCCACUGCUCUCAACAUCUCCAUUCCUCCUCAACACCAAACCCAUUUCCAACCCCUCACCACCCCUCCAAUUCCGCUUCCUCCCUUUCCUCCGUAGUUCCAGUGGCAAUAACAACAAUGGGUCAUUGUGGCUUCAAGGUAUUAGAGGUUACAGUCUUUUGAGCUUGAACGAUUUGAGAGAUAACGUUCCAAGAAAGCAGAAGACGAGGAAGGGUCGAGGCAUUGGGUCCGGCAAGGGGAAGACUGCUGGGAGAGGUCAUAAAGGACAGAGGGCAAGAAAAGGUGUUAGGUUGGGGUUUGAAGGUGGGCAGACCCCAAUGCGCCGCCGUUUGCCUAAGCGUGGGUUCAAGAAUCCGUUCAGUCUCACUUUUCAGCCAGUUGGGUUGGGCAAAAUUGCCAAACUUAUAAACGCUGGAAAGAUAGACUCCCAUGAAUUGAUCACAAUGAAAACUCUCAAGGAUGUUGGGGCUAUAGGGAAACAGAUAAAAGAUGGAGUAAGGUUGAUGGGACGUGGUGCUGACCAGAUCAAGUGGCCAAUUCAUCUGGAGGUCUCAAGGGUGACAGUUAGAGCAAAGGAAAUUGUUGAGGCUGCAGGCGGGUCUGUCAGAAGAGUGUAUUACAACAAGUUAGGCAUGCGGGCAUUGCUCAAGCCUGAGUGGUUUGCAAAGAAGGGAAGGUUACUGCCAAGAGCAGCUAGACCUCCUCCCAAACUGAAGGAUAAAGUUGAUAGCAUCGGCCACCUUCCUGCUCCAACCAAACCUAUUCCAUUCUUCACUGAUGAAGCAGCAGCCUCUAAUGUAGCAGCGUGAAAACCAAACGAGCACUUCGUCAGUUUCACCCCCAGAGGUUUUAUAUUUAUAGUGGAAAUUGGAAUACUACCAUGAGCAAAUUUUGCCUCCUGAAAGACCCAUGUAGAAUUUCGUUUUUUAGCAUUUCGUUAAUUCCACAAAACUAAUUCACGAUGAUAGAACAAAUGCUUUUGUUGCUUCUUGAGCUUCUCCUUGUUGGUUCUUUUUGAUCAGUUGUUAACUACUUACUAGAGAAGGUGGUACAACUGAUUGGGAUAUCUUUAUCGUGUGUGGCUCAUCGUGGGAAAGUACUGAGAUAGGCAGACCCAAAAUUAAAUUUUGCGGGAAAGACUUGAUCAUUGGUUUAAUGCCCACGCAAAACUUCAAUACAAACCCAUUAGUUUCGUACUCUGGCUUUCACCAGUACAUGCACAAGAUUUUUGAAAAUCACCAGUAAAUGCUACUUGGUCACUAUGAAAGUGAUUGGUCAUGAGAGUUCUAUUGCAGUUUGCAGAAAACUUAGAUGAAACGUUGAUUUAGAACACGUAGAUGUCAUUUUAUCAUCCAGACAGUUUUAAUCUUGAAUGUCUCCUACAAACCGAUAAUGUCUUAAAACAAGAUGUCCUUUUAGGCAACCAUUUUACUAAAAAGCUUCUCAUAAUCCAGAUGUUUGUUUUUGUCUUUGAGAUUGUUCCAGCCAUGACUAGUGACACUCUUCUGCAACGGAGGAAUGCAGGGUUGGUGUUGAAAAUACAUGUGUAUGUGUCUGAUUGUUACACUGAGACCAAAAUAUAAAUCAGCAUCUGCG
Messenger RNA from Rubroshorea leprosula, 1837 nucleotides. NCBI's taxonomy places the organism in Eukaryota, Viridiplantae, Streptophyta, Magnoliopsida, Malvales, Dipterocarpaceae. The record is from the annotation of a GenBank genome assembly.